CCUUACGAAUACGACCAUUAACGGAUGAAGAUCUGGCAACAUUACCCACAAGGUUUCAACGACAGGUCUUAUCUACACCACCACAUACUCCAAACCAGGUUGUUGUAGCUGGAGAAAAGAAACAAUUCUUUACUUUUGAUCAUGUAUUUGGUCCUGAAACUUCACAGAAUGAGAUUUAUGAAAGAGCUGUUUUUAAAUUGAUUGAUAAAUUUAUAGAAGGAUACAAUGUAACAAUCUUAGCAUAUGGUCAAACUUCUUCUGGAAAAACUUAUACAAUGGGCACAUCAGAUUCAACCGUAGUCCCUAUUGACCAAAAAGGAAUAAUUCCUCGGGCAAUGCAAUCCUUAUUUGAAAUUCUAACUUCCCCACAAUAUAAAUCUCGUAAAUUUCAGAUUAAGGUUUCAUUUAUUGAAAUUUAUAAUGAAGAUUUAAUUGAUCUACUGGGUGAAGGUGAUGAAGAAAGUAGACCUCAAGUUAUGAUAAGAGAAGAUUCUAAAGGGCAUAUUUUAUGGAGUGGAUUACAAGAAAUUAAAGUCAAUUCGGUCGAUGAAGUUAUGGGACAUUUGUCACGAGGUUCGUUGAAUCGUCAAGUUGGUGCCACUGAUAUGAACCAGAAAUCUUCUAGAUCACAUGCGAUAUUCUCCGUAACGAUGAUUCAACAUAAAAUUGUGUCGACUGCUGGAAAUGGUAGUAGGUCAAAUACGCCUGUACCAGAGAUACCUGAUUCGAAAUCUGGAAUUAGACCUCCAUCACGAUCGAGUUCUAGAUUGAGUAAAAGAUCCGAUGAUGGUAGUGGUGAAUGGAUUGCUGUUACUAGUAAAUUCCAUUUCGUGGAUUUGGCUGGUAGUGAGAGACUAAAAAGAACUGGAACUGUUGGGGAUCGUGCUAAAGAAGGAAUAUCUAUAAAUUCUGGUCUUUUAGCAUUAGGGAACGUUAUUUCUGCUCUCGGUGACCCUAACAAAGCUAAACACACAACACAUAUUCCGUACCGAGAUUCAAAACUAACACGUUUAUUACAGGAUUCUCUUGGUGGAAAUGCUCAAACAUUAAUGAUUGCUUGUGUUUCAGGGGCGGAAUUCAAUCUUAAUGAAACUGUUAAUACUCUUAAAUAUGCAAACAGAGCUCGUAAUAUUAAAAAUUCGGCUGUUAUAAAUCAAGAAGAGGCUGGUUGGAAUGAUCUAGAACAUUUACAAAGUUUAGUUAUUAAAUUAAGAAAUGAAAUCAAAGCUCUCAAAGCUGCUGGUGCUUUGGUUUCCACAGGUGGUUUAACUUCGAUAAAUGGAAGUUAUGGUGGUAAUAGUACGUCUGGAUCUGGAAGAUCUACUCCUUUGGGCUUAAUAAGUGGACGAGAAACUCCGAUUCAUCAAAGUCAUUUACGGCGUCCUUCAACUCCACUUUCAAUAAAUAUGGCUGUGGGUAAUGCUAAUCCAAACCAUAAAGACGUUGAAGUACUUGAAGAGCAACUUUCUCAACUUCAACGAUCAUACAUAGAAUUAUCUCAGAAAUAUGCGAAAACUUCCGCUGAACUUGCCUUACAUCAAGAUAAUUCGGAUGAGCUUGGCACAAAAACAACAUCUGAUAGGGUGCAGCAAAAUGGAACUAAAUCAAAACUAUCAAUGAAACCUAUAAAAGAAGAAAAUAUUUCGCAAAGUUUUCAGGAAGCCGUCGAACCUGUGAUUGAAGAAUAUGAGAAAUCAAUAUCCGCACUCGAAAGUCAACUUGCACUUGCAC
This is a messenger RNA of Racocetra persica, 1731 nucleotides long. NCBI's taxonomy places the organism in Eukaryota, Fungi, Glomeromycota, Glomeromycetes, Diversisporales, Gigasporaceae. The record is from the annotation of a GenBank genome assembly.